Messenger RNA from Capsaspora owczarzaki ATCC 30864, 1584 nucleotides. RefSeq lists its product as hypothetical. The record is from RefSeq and is a predicted model, not a curated record. Bases 1 to 1584 code for a protein of 527 amino acids. The transcript has a single exon. Lineage: Eukaryota; Filasterea; Ministeriida; Capsasporidae.
AUGAGCUACUUUGGCCAGCCGCAAGGGUAUGGUGCUCCGAUGCAGCCCAACAUGAUGCAGUACGGCAUGAUGCCGCAACAGCAACAGCAGCCCCAGCAGCAGCAACAGCAACAACAGCAGCCGCCGUAUGGAGCUGGCUUUCCAGUCAUGCCGGGCCAACAAGCUCCGGGCCAACAAGGCUUCCCUCAGCAGCCCCAGCAGCAGCCGUUCUACCACCCGCAACAAAUGCAGUACCAGCAGCAGAUGCAGUACCAGCAGCAGAUGCAGUUCCAACAGCAGCAGCAGCAGCAGCAGCAGCAGUUUGGCUAUGCCGUCGGUGGACACCCCGCUCCCGGUGCUGCUGCGCCUGCGCCUGGAAUGACCCCCAAGCAGUUUGAAGAGCAGCAGCGCAAGAUGGCCGAGCAGCAGCGCAAGAUGGCCGAGCAGGAGGAGCGGGCACGCAAGCAGCGCCAGUUUGACGCCCAGCGCGACAAGCUCAGCGCAAUGAGCCUCCAGCCAAGCACCAACCCACUCGAUGGCAUGAUGAGUGGCGCAGCAGCCAUGCCGAGCUUUUCUGCCACGUCGCUGCUGGGCAGCAUUGCCACUCCGCCAAGGCUCAUGGCCAAUGGAAGCACGCACGCUACGCCCAAGACGCAUCAUCCUCCACCAGCCCAAGCGCCCUUCUCCUCGUCGUCAUCCGCAGCAGGAGGCUUCGUGUCACAGGGCUACUCUAGCAGUCCCGCGUCCAUGUCCCAUGGUCCGAUGGACGACGACUUUGGCGAUUUCGCCUCAAGCACCAAUUCUGCUGCUGCUCGGGCAUCGUUUGCACCGCAUCAUCAACCUCAGCAGCAGCACCUUCAACCUCGUCCUGCCCCUCCUGCUCCUGCUGCUACCAAGCCGUCCUUUGACGAUGACAACGACUUUGCGGACUUUGCUCAAGCGACUCCAGGCCGUCCCACCACUUUCACCUCCACUUCCACCUCCACUGCCACGUUUGGCGGAGCGAGCUCUCCAGCAGCUCCCACGUUUGCGGCAGGUGCAUCGUUAGGGAUGACGCCAACAGCCCCAGCUGCGCCGGCAGUUCAAGUAGACCAGUUGAUUGCUCAGUCGCUUGCGUUCGAUUCCAGCGCAACAACAGCCAAGCGCUUUGAAAAAACGACCUACAAGCCUCCUGUCAUCAAGGUGGUGGCCCAGAAGCACGAAGAUGCUCGCGGUGCUGUCAACUGGUCGUCCAUGAGCGAGUCCCUGGGCGGAAUGUUUGAAGACCAACAACUUGCCGAGGAGCGGCGCCUCGAGGAGCAAAAACGGCUGGAAGAACAGCAGCGGCUUGUCGAGCAGCAGCAACUUCAGCUAAAGCAACAGCAACAGCAGCAACAGCAACAGCAGCAGCAGCAGCAGCAGCAGCAACAGCAACGGCAACAACAGCAGCAACUGCAACAGCAGCAGCAGCAGCAACAGCACCAACAACAACAAGAGCAGCCAGCGAAUGGCGCCAACAGCUUUCCCCCCGUGUUCUUUGAACUCUUUGCUCGACUGUCUAGCGACUGUCUAGCGACAGCAAUGGCGCUGCAGUGUCAGGCGCAACAGCUUUGCCGCAGUUUUUGA